Heterotrigona itama is the source of this 1618-nucleotide messenger RNA. Lineage: Eukaryota; Metazoa; Arthropoda; Insecta; Hymenoptera; Apidae. The record is from the annotation of a GenBank genome assembly.
AUGUCUUCGACUGAAGUUGACUGGGGUAAAUAUGUGGAUGAGCAAGAGAAAUUGUCUGCAAAGGUAAUAUACUCACGUGUGUGUAUACACCACCGGCUUAACCUCACUUUUAUUUGUUUAUCACACUUUUGCCAUGCAUUUAAGAUUUUCAUUAUGUAUUUUCAUUGUUCGAUUCUCAAAAACUGAAAUUAUGUUCACGAUAAUUAACGACAUUAAAUUACUCGACAAUAUGAUUCACAUUAACAACAAUUUCAAUUUCUUUUUAUUAUGAAGCAUUUUUGUUUUCGUUUUCUUUUUGUCCAAAUAAUAAUAACAUUGUUAUGAUUAUUGUCAGGUGUCCAGUCUAAAUAUAGAUAAGGAAGUUAAAGAAAACACUGUGAAUACAGAUUCUAAAAAUGAUGAUGGAGUGGAUGAGCAAAUCUCGCCAGCAGAGAAGUCGUUACUUCAAAAGAUUAUACGUAAAGGUUUAGUAGAAACAACACAAGACAUAGAAAUUCAAAGAAAGGAUCCGUCUUCACCUUUGUAUAGCGUUAAAACAUUUGAAGCUCUUCAUCUACCACAAAAUAUGAUUGCUCAAUCACAAUCUGGAACUGGUAAAACAGCAGCAUUUGUAUUAGCAAUGCUUAGCAGAGUUGAUACCACCAAAAAUUAUCCUCAAGUACUUUGUUUGUCGCCAACUUACGAAUUAGCUAUACAAACAGGAGAAGUAGCAGCAAAAAUGUCUGCAUUCUGUAAUGAAAUAAAAAUAAAAUAUGCUGUAAGAGGAGAAGAAAUAAGUCGUGGAUCAAAGAUUACAGAACACAUAAUCAUUGGAACACCAGGAAAAGUUUUAGAUUGGGCUGUUAAAUUUAAAUUCUUCAAUUUAAAUAAAAUAUCAGUUUUUGUUCUAGAUGAAGCAGAUGUAAUGAUCGCGACACAGGGUCAUCAAGACCAAUGUAUACGUAUUCAUAACACUACUUACAGGCAACUUCCACGCACAUGUCAAAUGAUGUUUUUCUCUGCAACUUAUGAACCAGAAGUGAUGAAAUUUGCAGAAAUUAUAGUUAACAAUCCUUUGAUAAUAAGAUUAUUGAAAGAGGAAGAAAGUUUAGAUAAUAUUAAACAAUAUUAUGUAAAAUGCAAGGAUCUGGAUGAAAAAUAUGCAGCUAUUACCAAUAUAUAUGGUGUAAUAACAAUAGGACAGGCAAUUAUUUUUUGUCACACUAGGAAAACAGCUAAUUGGUUGGCUGAAAAAAUGACAAAAGAUGGCCACGCAGUAGCUGUUUUAUCUGGAGAACUGACAGUUGAACAAAGAAUUUCAGUUUUAGAUCGUUUUAGAGCUGGUCUUGAAAAGGUUCUUAUUACGACUAAUGUUUUAGCCAGAGGUAUUGAUGUUGAACAAGUAACAAUAGUUGUCAAUUUUGAUUUACCAAUGGAUCAAAAUCGGCAAGCAGAUUGUGAAACGUAUUUACACAGAAUUGGUCGUGCUGGACGUUUUGGUAAAUCUGGAAUUGCCAUUAAUUUAGUAGACUCGUCGCAUGCAAUGCAAUUAUGUAAGGACAUAGAAAAACAUUUUGGAAAGAAAAUACAAUAUCUUGAUGCAGAAGAUGCGGAUGAAAUAGAAAAAAUAGGAGUAUAG